Botrytis deweyae is the source of this 3225-nucleotide messenger RNA. RefSeq lists its product as uncharacterized. The coding region runs from base 1 to 3225 and encodes 1074 amino acids. NCBI's taxonomy places the organism in Eukaryota, Fungi, Ascomycota, Leotiomycetes, Helotiales, Sclerotiniaceae. Gene Ontology annotation, molecular function: nucleic acid binding; protein binding. The transcript has 6 exons. The record is from RefSeq and is a predicted model, not a curated record.
AUGGUUAAACUAGUUGACUGCUCGAAAUGCUGCAAGAAAGAAGCACAUGAAUACAAAGUGGUGGCAUGCAAUGAACUUUACCCACUGUACAAUCAACAGAUGUGCGACAACUGCUUCGAAUAUACCGAACCUCCGCACGAAAGUAAGAAUUGCAUAGAAAGCGUUGGGAAAAGUUGUAAAUCAUGCGGCCACGCUGCAUGCCCAAAGAAUAAAUGCCCCCAGCUGGGUGGGUUGAAGAUUUCUGAGAUUGGGCAAGAUAUUGCAGAUAGAUUCACUCCCGACGCGCGAGAUGCAUGGUUAAAAGAAUAUGGACCCCAGUCCAAUGCAGCAUUAAGAGCAGCGUCUCAAGCUUCAGCUAACACCGCUGGACAAUCAAACCCUCUACCAGAGCCUCUUGACGAUAACAGAACGAUGGAAGAGAAACUUCAAAGCUCGUAUGAUGAAGAGUCUCGAGGAAUCCCCAAAGCCGAGAGCCAAACUUGGGAUCAAUCUACUAAGAUUAACGCGAACUUUUACAAAGUCGGUCUGAGAAGCGAUGCGCAGAUCUUGAAAUACUCGAUUUGCCUUGGUAGAAUCAUUUCUCGCGGAAAGCCCGAAGGGUUCGUACCUACACGACCAGAAACCAAGCGCUAUCUAAUCACGCGGCUUUUCGAGGAAAACAAAGAUCUAUUCGAACCAAUCAGCUGGGCUACCGACUAUGACUCCUUUAUUGUCUCUAAUGAACCACUUGGGAAGCAUGAUUUGAGCAAGAUCGGACUCUCUAUUCCAACACCACAUACACGCAGCGGACCCGAUGGUAACCCGAUCAAUAUGAACUCUUCAUUGUCAUUCCUUGGAUUGGUUAAUGUCAAGGCCUUGAUAGACCAUGUCAAGUCCAGGAAUAUACCCCUCGACCACCCUGAAGAGGAAUUGAAGUUCCUCAAUAUAAUUUCUUGGAAGAAGGUUAAUUCCCCUCAGUAUGAAGGAGGUCGUGUGGGCAAGAAAUUCUAUCCACAUAGCUUUGAGGCUGAUGACAAAGAAUGGAUGUCUGAACAACGAUUAAAGCAGAGGAAAACUGUUCUAUGCUUCAAAGAUAACGACAAUGUGCCUUUGUAUCAGAUACACCGUGGUUUCUUCAGCUCAAUGAGGCCUGGGAAGGGCUCAAUUUUGCUUAAUGUUAACGUGACAACAUCUGCGUUCUUUUCUCCGAUCAAUCUCGCCGAAUGGAUAAAAUCAAACCCGAAAAGUUGGGGUAAUUCUGAAAGACUUCUAAAGGGGGUCCGUGUUGUUUUCGACAUUCAUGAAAAGAACAGACAAAAAGUCUUCAACAUCAAAAGUAUCGCGUCGCAUAGUGUGUCAGAGACUAAGUUUAUGAAAGAUGGUACAGAGAUGUUAGUUCAUGCUCACAUGAGUGCUACAUACCAUGAGACUGCGUUCGACAAAAAUGCCCGGUGCAUCAACGUGGGAAGUAUGGAAGAUCCAACUUGGUUUCCAGCAGAUCAUUUGAAAAUUGUUGAAUGGCAAAUUGUUAAGAAGAAUCUACCAGAGCCUUAUGUUGCUGCUAUGAUUGAUGCCACCAAGACUCCUCACCAGAGUAUAGUUGCUAUCAAGGAGACGGGAUUGGCAGAAUUGGGCUUCCUCGAGAAGAGCCCCUUCUACAAGACAUUUGGAAUUAUACCAGACACAAACCUUGUCGAGAUUAAAGCGGGAGCCCUUGAUCCUCCGACAUUACUACUUCGCGAGAAAAACGAAGCUCUGGCCCGUGACGGUGCUUGGGACAUGAAAUCCAAGCAAUGCCGGGAACCGGGUAUUGAAAACAAGACUCUUUACGUUCUGUGGCUGAGACAUGAUGAAAUUCAAGAGCAAACGCAGAACGAGAUGGAAGAAGCUACUCAUACUUUAGCUAGAUCUCUAGAGGAAUUUGGACUUAAUCAUGUUGAGGAACGCGUCUUUUGUCAAGCAAUAGUUCCCGAAGAAAAAGUAGACUCCGAGGUUUAUCGCCAAAACUGCGCCAAAACUUUCGAAAAAGCCCUAGGAUCUGUCUUUAAAGGCACUGGAACUGUGCCCUUGAUUCUGGUUGUGCUCCCAGAACGAAAUCGCAAGCUAUAUCCAGAGAUCAAGAGAUGGGGAGAUUGUGAUAAGGGCAUUCCGACAGUUUGCGUGGUGCGAAGAAAGCUUUCGGGUGGAGGGGACCGCGCUAGAUGCGGUAAUAUCAGCUUAAAGUUCAAUCUCAAAUUGGGAGGCAUCAAUCAACAAGUGUGGAAUGGGUGUGGAACCAAGUCCCGGACUAUGGUUGUUGGAGCAGAUGUCACACAUCCUGGCAAUGAGGAAGGAUGUCCUUCCAUAGCUGCUGUAGUGGCUACCGACGAUUACAGCCGAUUCCAAUAUCUCGGCUCUGCACGACUCCAGGAAGGAAAACAAGAGUACAUUUCGGACCUUCGAGGCAUGAUAAAAGAAAGACUUCUUGCCUGGGCCGAACAUGCUUUGGAAGGCAUAGAACGAGGGCAUGGUGGCAUAUAUCCACGUAUUAUUCCCGAUCACAUUCUCUUCUACCGAGACGGAGUGAGCGAGAGUCAAUUUGGCAUGGUUCGGCAUCACGAGAAACAACAAAUUUUUGAUGGAUGCUCUGACGCAUACAUGGAACUAAAACUCAAUAUCAAGGAAAAAGAAUUUCCUGGCGCCUUGCAAAAAUUAGCCAAAGGUGAGACAUGGAAACCUAAACUCACCCUUAUCGUUGCAAUCAAGCGACAUCAUGCGAGAUUUUACCCUUUGACUCUAGUGGACGAUGAUCCAAAUUUGGGUGCUGGAACUAUUGUCGAUUCGGUAGUCGUGACACCCAAUCACUUUAGUUUCUACUUGCAGAGCCAUUGCAGUCCACUCGGCACGGCCAAAAGUACUCAGUAUGUUGUGAUCUACGAUGAUCUUAAUUACAAGAAAGACCCAAAGGAAAUCAUGAAUAUUACAAACAAGCUUUGCUACACCGGCUCUCGCGCUUCCAAAGCUCUCUCUGUCUGUACACCAGCCCGCUACGCAGAUAUGCUGUGCGAUCGCGUGAGAUGCUAUUUGAAGCCUGUAUUAGAGGGCUAUCACGAUGAGAAAAUCACGGAUGAUAUGGUUGGAACACAAAGAGUAGCUGUUUAUGGAGAGAAUAAGCUCGUUUGGAAACCAAUUGCUACAAAAGAGCUACCAGAUGGGUGGAAGAAUCCUUGGAAUCCAUCGAUCAGCAAGAUAAUGUUUUAUCUUUGA